AUGGUCUGUAAUCUCUCUCAAGGGAAUGGAACUCACCAAUGCUAUGGGGCUUUGGGAGAAUCGUUGUCCUUACACCUUGGUUCAGACAGCAGUAAUGAACAAAUAAGCUUGAAGAAAGGUGAUAAACGUGUUUUAAACUUCAAAAUUGGAGACGACUGGAGAUCUAAAUUGCCUCAGGAUUAUGUGAAUCGCUCUGAGUUCUUUAAUAAUGGAAUAUACAGACUGGACACAGUUAUAGACGACGACUCUGGAGAUUACCUGUUGGAAAUACAUAAUUCAGAGGGAACAAUGUUGGGCAGAGUCAACAUGCUACUUGACAUGCAAGGUACAGAACCUUUCUGUUUUUUUAGUUAGGCCUAAAUACUUCACACAUCCUUUUCCUGAUGAGGGGGAUUUCUGAAAGGUCGCCAGGAUGUCAGUACUUCAAUAGGUUUAUAAUGUAGGACUUGGCAGCAGUAGUACAACACAGAGAGAACAUUGUUAUGACAUAUAGAGUAUAUAAUGCUUAAUGAAUAUAUUGUGUUUGCAUGAAUCAGAGGUAGGGUAUUUGAGGUAUCUCUUGUGUUUGUGUCUGUCAGCCCCGGUGUCAGAGCCAGUGUUGUCUCACCUCUGUCUGCCUCAUGGAGAGACCGUGGUCACAUGCUCUUCAGAGGAAGAUGGUCUUCAGUACAGCUGGACCCUGAAC
This is a messenger RNA of Coregonus sp. 'balchen', 685 nucleotides long. NCBI's taxonomy places the organism in Eukaryota, Metazoa, Chordata, Actinopteri, Salmoniformes, Salmonidae. The record is from the annotation of a GenBank genome assembly.